Propithecus coquereli (Coquerel's sifaka) is the source of this 1311-nucleotide messenger RNA. Its product is annotated as abhydrolase domain-containing protein 8-like. The record is from RefSeq and is a predicted model, not a curated record. Gene Ontology annotation, molecular function: catalytic activity. Lineage: Eukaryota; Metazoa; Chordata; Mammalia; Primates; Indriidae.
AUGCUAACCGGGGUGACGGACGGUAUCUUCUGCUGCCUGCUAGGCGCGCCCCCCAACGCGGUAGCGCCGCUGGAGAGUGUCAAGUCCAGUGAUGGCUACACCUUUGUGGAGGUCAAACCUGGUUGUGUGCUGCAGGUGAAGCACGCUGGACCCGCCCCAGCCCCCACCCCACCUCCGCCAUCGCCACAAGAUGCUGCCCAGGGGGACAGGUCUGGCUUGGUCCACGGCCAGUCCCGGAUCACUGUGUACCGCAACGGGCGGUUAGUGGUGGAGAACCUUGGCCGGGCACCCUGAGCUGACCUCCUGCACGGGCACAAUGGCUCUGGAGAGCCGCCGGCCGCCCUGGAGGUGGAGCUGGCUGACCCCGUGGGCAGAGAUGGCCUCUGGGGCCCAGGAAGUGCCAGCAGUGGCAAUGGCAGAAGUGGGCAGCAGCGGCGAGCCCGACGCCCCAAGAGGACCAUCCACAUUGACUGUGAGAAGCACAUCACUAGCUGCAAGGGCGCCCAGGCCGACGUGGUGCUCUUUUUCAUCCAUGGUGUCAGCAGCUCCCUGGCCAUCUGGAAGGAGCAGUUGGACUUCUUUGUGCGCCUAGGCUACGAGGUGGUGGCACCUGACCUGGCAGGCCAGGCUGGGGCGCAGGUGGCCGCAGCCUACACCUUCUAUGCACUAGCUGAGGACAUGCGGGCUAUCUUCAAGCGCUACGCCAAGAAGCGGAACGUGCUCAUUGGUCAUUCCUAUGGCGUCUCCUUCUGCACAUUCCUGGCACACGAGUACCCAGACCUGGUGCACAAGGUGAUCAUGAUCAAUGGUGGGGGCCCCACGGCGCUGGAGCCAAGCUUCUGCUCAGUCUUCAACUUGCCCACCUGCGUCCUGCACUGCUUGUCACCCUGCCUGGCCUGGAGCUUCCUCAAGGCCGGCUUUGCCCGCCAAAGGGCCAAGGAGAAGCAGCUGCUUAAGGAGGGCAAGGCGUUCAACGUGUCAUCCUUCGUUCUACGGGCCAUGAUGAGUGGCCAGUACUGGCCCGAGGGUGACAAAGUCUACCACGCUGAGCUCACCGUGCCCGUCCUGCUCGUCUACGGCAUGCACGACAAGUUUGUGCCAGUGGAGGAAGACCAGCGCAGGGCAGAGAUCCUGCUCCUGGCCUUCCUGAAGCUUAUAGAUGAAGGCAGCCACAUGGUGAUGCUGGAAUGCCCGGAGACGGUCAACACCUUGCUCCACGAGUUCCUGCUCUGGGAGCCCGAGCCCGAGCCCGAGCCCUCUCCCAGGGCUCUGCCGGAGCCCCUGCCCGCGCCUGCAGAGGAGAAGAAGUAG